Molecule: messenger RNA, 1327 nt
Organism: Clarias gariepinus (North African catfish)
Lineage: Eukaryota; Metazoa; Chordata; Actinopteri; Siluriformes; Clariidae
Product: zgc:103586
Exons: 7
Coding region: 283-969 (228 amino acids)
Cellular component (GO): cytosol
Molecular function (GO): cytidine deaminase activity; zinc ion binding
Source: RefSeq, a predicted model, not a curated record
UUUAACAGUGAUAAUGUGCAUACAAUACAGUAAUCUGUUGGCUCCGGAAUUUUUUUUUUUUCUGGUAUGGUGUAAGGACAGCUUGCUCAACAACUAAACUCAGGAAGGAAGACAGAAUGUUUAUGCAAGAUAUAACCGUGUUCAAAAAAGUGAAUAUCUUCCAGUUUUACACAAAAUUAAACUAAAAAGGUCCAUAACUGCCAUUGUACCUUUAAAAAAAAAAAAAGUAGUAUCAUUUCUCAGUCAAAUUGGACAUUAGCUUUCAGUGAACAGUCACUAAAGAUGGAAACAGAAGAAAGAGCGGCUGGUUAUAAACCAUUCAUUGUGCUGCUGAAUCUGGUUGCUUGGAUAAUCCUGAUAACAGCUGUGGUAUUAGGAGCCAUUCAUGUCAACGAAUGCCCCAUUCAGCCCCACAUUCCUAUAUAUCUGAUUGUUAUCGGUGGGGGUGGGAUCAUUUUAUUGAUGUUGGCCUACUGGAAGAACUCAAUGGAUGAAGGAGUCUGGAAAGUGCGCUGCCUUUUAUGUAUUCUAUGCCUGGUUGUUUUCAGCAUCGUCUGGUUUCUUACAGUUGCAGAACUGGUGGCAAAAUGCUUGCAGGCACGAGACAUGGCUUAUUGCCCGUAUAGCCAGUUUCCAGUUGGUGCUGCUAUUUUAACAUCAGGAGGUACCAUAAUCACAGGCUGCAAUGUAGAGAAUGCUUCUUACAGCCUUACAGUGUGUGCAGAGAGAACAGCUAUACAGAGAGCUGUAGCUGAGGGCCAUAGAAGUUUUACAGCUAUAGCAGUUACAUGUGAUAUUAAAGAUAGUUUUGUGGGUCCCUGUGGAGCCUGUCGACAAGUGUUAAUGGAGUUCGGGACAGAAUGGGACAUUUACCUGACCAAGCCUGAUGGGUCGUACAAGAAGACAAGUCUGAGAGAGCUGCUGCCGUUACCAUUCACCCCAGCUCACCUGUCUAAAGACAACAAUUAAAACAUAAGCUUUUUAGGACAUUUUAAAAAUGUUGAAUUAGAGAUACAAACUGAAAGUGACAGAAGGAUUAUUAUUUUUUUUUUUACUUUUUUAAAAUUAAUAUUUAACUUUUACUUUACUGGUAGAGCAGAUGAUCAAAUCCGAACCUCACGUGACAUAAAGAAAAGGCCAGGGAGUGUUCUGGGGAAGUUGGCUACUAAAUCAGGAGACCAAGCUGGCUAAAGAUGGACCACAAGAGUGUGCAAUAAGAACAAGUGGUGCAGAAUUGAAGUAUUGUUGGAACAUUAUUGAACUAAAAUCUUGAAUGAGCUACUUCCUCCUUAUCAAAACAAACAAAGGAAUAAAUAUUUAAAAUCUA